Plutella xylostella (diamondback moth) is the source of this 484-nucleotide messenger RNA. Its product is annotated as chromosome transmission fidelity protein 8 homolog. Gene Ontology annotation, biological process: mitotic sister chromatid cohesion. NCBI's taxonomy places the organism in Eukaryota, Metazoa, Arthropoda, Insecta, Lepidoptera, Plutellidae. The record is from RefSeq and is a predicted model, not a curated record. Gene Ontology annotation, cellular component: Ctf18 RFC-like complex.
CACUCGUAUUUCACAAUAAUAAAAACACAAUUUUUAGAGAGAUACAACAUUUCUACGCUUAAUUUAUUUAUAUAUAGCGUCAAAUCCAUUUCAGUGUAUACCCUGAUAUGACGAUUUAUAUAGAUUGUAAGACGGAUUGCGAGGGCGGAGUGCCGGAGUGGGCGAUCGUGGAGCUGCAAGGGCUGGUCCAGAUGAAGAAAGAUGGCACUGAGGGAGGCACGGUUGUCGGAGACCUGCACUAUCACGCCCGCUCCGGGCACCCCACUCUCAUCCUAGGACACCACAUCUUGAGCGGAAAAGAAGUCAAAUUAGAACAACCAAUGGCAGUCCUCGAAAAAGUAACAAAAGAAGACAGCACCGAAUACAAAGUUAAAGCAAUAGUGAAGAAGAAAUUGCUGUUCAAGUCUAGACCGAAACCUAUCAUUUCCAAUGUUUCUGAAAGAGUGUGAUAUAUGUAAAAUUAAAAAUAAAGUUAAGGUUCUUA